Molecule: messenger RNA, 11973 nt
Organism: Trichomonas vaginalis G3
Lineage: Eukaryota; Parabasalia; Trichomonadida; Trichomonadidae
Product: dynein light chain binding
Exons: 1
Coding region: 1-11973 (3990 amino acids)
Biological process (GO): microtubule-based movement
Cellular component (GO): dynein complex
Molecular function (GO): dynein light intermediate chain binding; ATP binding; minus-end-directed microtubule motor activity
Source: RefSeq, a predicted model, not a curated record
AUGUAUCGAACUGUUUUAUCUUCUCUUUCCGACCCCAAUGGAGCUGGAAAGGGAAAUAAUGCACAGAACGAUCCACACAAGCGUAAAUAUGUUAAUCCUUUUUCAGAAGCACUUCACCAAGAAGUUCCAGAUUAUAAAUCUUUAGGAAUCUUCAUCACAGAACCACUUCAAGUGCCAAAAGCAAUUUUAUUCACCCCAUACAAAGGAAAACCAAUCGAUGUUAUUGCAGAAUUAAAGCGCAGAGGUAUCGAUUUAUCAAAACCCAGUAAUUUAUGGGAUACCAAUAUUCAAUUCCAAUCUUUUCUCGAUAUUAAGUACUUCGAGGAUACCAUGCUCUCCCCAUUACAGCCUGAAAUGAUGCUGGGAAUGCUAAAAGAAGUUCCUCCACAGGCGUUUCGUUUUUAUAAGGGAGUUUGCAUGCUCGAAUACGUUACUGACAUUGCGUACCAGCAGUCUACUGGAUUAUACAACGUCCGUUUUCGCGAUGGAAAGAGUUCAUUGCUUUCUCCGUUAUUUGUGCUCUUCCCGUUUGAGGACCCAGUAGCAUUUGUUGAUCGCUUAGAGCGCGCCUUCGCUCUUCGUCGUCUUGAAGAAUCUUGGUUCAGAUAUUGGUUAUACGUUAAGAAUAUUCCAUCUGAUGAUCUUCAGUCACUUACGCAGAGCGACAGAAAUAGAUUACUUACGACUAUUACGAAAUCUCCAAAAUUCAAGCUUUUCGCGAAAAAUGGAAGUAAAUACGAAUUCAGCAAGAAAAUACUUGACGAAGUUGAUACUCAAAUGAAAAUGGUCACCAACUCUAUAAUAUUCAAUAUGAGAAUUCUUUCAAAUCCUUUACUUUAUCGUGGAUUAAACCUUCCAUUACCGAGAUUACCAGGAUCCAUCGAAGAAAUACCAACACCAUCGACAGAAGGUGAUUUAAUCAUCAAGGAGAAGAUCAAAACUAUCCAAGGAAUCCAUCUUUUUACAAAUGAUUGGUUUGUUAACGCUGCUCCAAUCAUUGUUUCAUGGUGCUUGGAUAUUUCCAACAGCUGCUUGUUUAAUACCAUUUGCCCGCAAGCUUUGCCUCUUGAUCAAUGGCAAAGACACCACAGAAAUUACGAAAAGAAUAUGAUAAGCAAAGCAAGAAUGAAAUUCAUUUCUCAAGUAUCAACAAUUAUAUUCGAUGUUAUUAGAAAUAUCAAACCACCGUAUUCCCUUACAGAAUUCAACAAAGCAAUUUAUCUGGAAUCUCCUUUAGGCAGAUUCAUCGGCCUUUGCAAUCAAAUCAUUCAAAGCCAUCUAGUCGAUUUUAUUCUCAACUCAAUUUACUGGUUCGACCAAUACGUUAAAGAAAAAUCUCCAACACAAGUAAAUGUCGUCGAUUUCAGGAAAGUUGAGAACAUUUUCCCUACAAACGAAGAACAUACCCCGAUAUUUACAGUUUUCCUCGAAUGUGUUGAGGGAGAAGUCAAGUUCCAGCCACAAUUAGAUUAUUUCGUUUCCGCCGUUAACGAAGAGAUCGAAUACGCUAUAUCUUCUUUCGAAGACUUCCAGAAGAUCGAAACAUCUGUCCUUAAGGCUAUGAUGUGGACCCCUGUUCCUGUUUACAUUUUGCCAGAUCUUGAAUCUAAGGAAGUGGUCGGACUCAAGAAUUCAAUUAAGUCGAUGAUUGACGAGUCUAUUAAGCAUAUGAACGAAUACGUUAGCUCUCUUUCGAUCUUUGAUGAACUUCUCAAAGGAUCUGCAACGGAUUUCGCAAACAAGCUUAAGGAUUCGGAAGCCGACCUCGACAAAGUCAAAGAUGCAAUUGCUAAAGUCGAAAGCCAACAGAAGGAAUUGCAUCUUAACUUUCCAUUCAAAAUUACAAUCGGAUUAUUCAGAAUUGACCUCACGAAUAUCCGAAAGACCUUACACCAGAAACUCAGCGAGCGCCGCUUAGCACUUCUCCAGCUCCUUCUUUCAGUUUCCCACCAACAAAUGAAAGAUAUCCAGAAAUCAUACGAAAACAUAUGGUCGAAACUACUUGAAGAACCGAAGACAAUUGAAGCCCUUGUCAGCCAGCGCGAUUUCAUCGACAAUUUGAACAAGAAGCUUGCAGAUCUCAAAAAACAAUUUGGAGAAGUCCUCAAAUACCUGGACACCGUUGAAGAUAUGUAUGUUUCCAUACCUGAUGAGCAAGAUUCUCUCAGAUGGGAACUCGUUGGCUACGAAAAGAAGAUUUUGACCAAAUCCACAGAAGUUUCCAACGCUCUCAAGGUAAACAAGGUCAAACUACAAAAGGCAUUGCAAUGCGAUACAAUGAUGCUCACUUCCCAGAUCACUUCCAUCACAUCUGCAAUUGCAGGUGUAUUCGCAUUCAACGACAUAAACCAACACAUGUCUUAUGUAGCGAGAGUCAGAGGUAUCCAAACCAAAUUGGACGAAGCACUCGAAAAGGCCGAGCUUUACAAUAUGAGAGAAAAACUCUGUGACAUGGAAAUUUCGAAUUAUUCUCAACUGAAAUCACAACAAGAUGCAUUUGCUCCUUAUAAAAUGUUCUGGGAAGCUAUUUCUAAUUGGAAGACAUCAGUUGACAAAUGGAGAAAAGUACCUUUGAGUCAACUCAACGCUGCAGAUGUUGAAUCACAGUUCGCAGGAAUUCAACAACAAUUAGUACAAUCAUCUCGUGUCAUCACUGACAAAGAAAUCCUUGCAAUUGGUCAGGCAACGAGAGCCGAAAUGGACGGAUUCAAGAAGUUCCUGCCGAUAUUCUCUAUCAUGCUCAAUCCUGGUAUGACGGACAAGCACUGGAAACAGUUGUGCGACCUUGUUGGAGCAAAUAUUACUUUGACACCAACAAUGACACUUCAAAAUACGAUAGAACUUAAAUUGGCCGACCACAUAGCCAAUGCACAAGAGAUUUCCACAGCUGCAACUAACGAGCACAACAUCAAGACAUCGUUGAAGAAGAUUGCAGACCAAUGGGGAGAAACUGUUUUGGAUAUCACGAAUUACAAAGAAACAGAUUGGUUGAUUCUUCAUACAUGCGAAGAUAUUAUCAACCAAUUGGAUGAGAACUUGAUUACUUUACAAGCCAUCAACUUCUCACAGUACAAAGCUCCUUUCGAAGAAGAAAUUACUUCAUGGACAACUGGUUUGCAAUUGACAUUACAUGUCAUUGAAAAAUGGUUGGAAUGUCAGGCGAAAUAUCUCUAUUUGGCACCAAUUUUCUCAUCAAAAGAUAUCUGCCAUCAGUUGCCAAAUGAAGGUAUUCGCUUCCAAAAGAUCGCAGAAGACUGGGAUACAUCUCUUAAGAAGGCAAAAGAAAUACAGAACGCUUACAAGUUCUGUAAUGAUAAUGAUUUAUUCCAGUUCUUCAAGAAAGCGUUAGUUGAACUCGAAUCAAUCGAAAGAGCAUUGAUUGAGUAUUUGGAAACAAAGAGAACAGCAUUCCCUCGUUUCUACUUCUUGUCAAACGAAGAACUCCUCAAGAUUUUGUCACAAACAACAUCUCCUUCUGCUGUUCAACCUUAUCUCAAACGUUGCUUCGAAAACAUUGGCUCAAUCACCUUCAAAGGAACAGAUUGCGUCACAGAGAUGAUCUCUAUCGAAGGCGAAAGAGUUCCAUUCUCGAAGCCAACGAAUUUAACAGGAUCAGUUGAACACUGGAUGCUUGAUGUCGAAGGCGAAAUGAGAAACACACUCGAGAAAAUCAUGGAACAAGCUGUUACAGAAUAUCCAACAAGACCAAGAACAGAAUGGAUCGAUAUUUGGCCAGCGCAAAUCACUAUUGCUGUUUUCCAAAUCAUGUGGACAACAGCUGUAGAAAAUGCCAUCAAAGGAAAAUCUCUCAAACAAUUGUACGAAACAAUUUUCGGACAAUUACUUGAACUGGCUAAACUCACAACAACAAACUUAACUGAUAUCGCAAGAGUUGCUGUUUCAUCACUGAUUGUCAUGGAAAUGCACAACAGAGAUGUCGUCAGAAAACUCGCAGAUCAAAACAUAUCCGAUAUCAACCAAUUCGAAUGGAUAUCACAGUUAAGACAAUAUUUCGUAAAUGGAUACGAUGUUAUUCGAAUGGUUAAUGCUGAAUUCAGAUACGGAUAUGAAUAUCUAGGUUCAACACCACGUCUUGUUAUCACUCCUCUUACAGAUAGAUGCUAUUUAACACUUCUAACUGCUUUGGACAUGCAGAUGGGUGGUGCUCCUCAAGGUCCUGCAGGUACAGGUAAAACAGAAACAACUAAAGAUCUCGCAAAAGUUGUUGCUAAACAAUGCGUCGUAUUUAACUGUUCUGAAGGUUUGGAUUACUUGCAAAUGGGUACUUUCUUCACAGGUCUUUCUUCUUGCGGCGCUUGGGCUUGCUUCGAUGAAUUCAACCGUAUUGAUAUCGAAGUUCUUUCUGUUAUCGCUCAGCAAAUUGCUACAAUUCAAGCGGCCAUUCAACAACAUAAACAUCACUUCACUUUUGAAGGUCGUGAAGUCAGAUUAAAUCCAACAUGUGCUAUUUUCAUCACAAUGAACCCAGGUUACGCGGGACGUACAGAACUUCCUGAUAACUUGAAAGCUUUGUUCAGACCAGUUGCUAUGAUGGUUCCUGAUUACACAAUGAUUGCAGAAAUUCUUUUGUAUUCUUUCGGUUUCGAAACCGCCAAAUCUUUGGCUGUCAAAAUCACUUCCACCUUCAGAUUGUCAUCAGAACAGCUUUCCAACCAGUCCCACUACGAUUUCGGUAUGCGUGCUGUUAAGACAGUUAUUAAUACUGCUGGUAAUUUGCUCCAAAGAGAGAAAGAUCUUUCCGAACAAUUAAUUAUUUUGAGAGCUUUGAAAGAUGUAAACGUUCCAAAGUUUACACGUCAAGACUUGCCAUUGUUCAACAACAUUAUCUCAGAUCUGUUCCCGAAUGUCCAGGAGAAGCAUUUGGAUUACACAAACCUCAUUGCUGCAAUCAGAGAAGUCUGCAAGAAGAAGAAACUGAAAGAUUCAAUGAUAGACAAAGCUAUCGAACUUUACGAAACCGUCGGAGUUCGUCAUGGUGUUAUGUUGGUUGGUCCAGCCGGAUGUGGUAAGACAGUCUGCUACGAAACACUUGCAGAAGCAUUAACAAUUCUUUCCAAAGACAACCAACAAUAUUCACCUGUUCAACCAACAAUUAUCAAUCCAAAGUCAAUUACUUUAGGCCAAUUGUACGGUGAUUUCGAUCCGCACAGCCACGAUUUCACAGAUGGUUUACUUGCUGAUGCUGUUAGAUUCGCAUCUGCCGAGCCACCGCCUGUACAUCAUUGGAUUGUCUUGGAUGGUCCUGUCGAUGCUUUGUGGAUUGAAAACAUGAACACAGUUCUCGAUGAUAACAAGAAACUUUGCUUGUCAUCAUCAGAAGUCAUUCCUUUGACACCGAGAAUGAGAAUGUUCUUCGAAGUAGAAGAUCUAAAGGUCGCUUCCCCAGCUACAGUUUCUCGUUGUGGUAUGGUUUACAUCGAAAACAAGAUCCACGAUUACGAGAGUCUUUUGUACACAUGGUUAUUGAAUCAUGAAGACAAGAGAGCUGUCCUUGAACCACAGAUCACUAAGUUUAUCCCUGAUGUAUUAGUUCCUGCCAUUGAUUUCGUUAAAGCAGAAAUCAAAUCGGUUUUGCCAUUCCACGAAUACACUUUCUUCAGCAAUUUCUUGAAUUUGCUUUCCGCAAUCUUGAAAUCGGAGAAAGAUCUGACAAACAUCAAUAACUUCAUGAUCUUCUCAUUGUACUGGUCACUUGGCGCAAUGACAAAUGGCCAGGAUAGACAGGCAUUCGAUACAACAGUCAAAGGAAUCCUUGAUAAACAAAAUAUUCCAAGACCUGAUGAAUUGACAUUGUUCGAUUAUUGCGUCAAAGGAAAUGAAUGGACCAAAUGGAUUGAUAUGACAGACAAGCCACCGGAAGGAGGUGUUCCGUCAGAUGCUAUCAUUCCAACAGUUGAAACAACAAGACAUUCAUGGGUUAUCAACGCUUUGGUCAUGAACGGAAUCGCUGUUUUGGUUACUGGUGUUACAGGUUCAGGAAAAACCGUUACUUUACAAAAGUACAUUGAAUCCCAACCAACACUUGUCAACAACCCGUUGACGUUCUCUGCCCAGACAACAGCCAAUGGUGUACAAGACCUCAUUGACAGCAAAUUCGACAGAAGAUCAGCAGGUAUCUUUGGUCCGCCAAUUGAUCACCGCGCAAUUAUUUUUGUCGAUGAUAUCAACAUGCCUCGCAAAGAGAAAUAUGGAGCACAGCCACCAAUAGAACUGUUAAGGCAGUUGCUUUCACAAGGCGGCUGGUACGACAGGAAGAAGAGAACAUUUAAGAAGUUUGUCGAUGUACAAAUGGUCUGUUCAAUGAGAUCUCCUGAAGGUCCAGAACAAACACCAACAGGAAGAUUCUUAAGACACUUCCAUCAGAUCGUUUUCCCUGAAAUAUCAAAUGAUUCAAUGACAAGAAUCUUCCACGCAAUAUUGAGCCAUCCUUUGCAAGCUGUUUCCGAUGUAAUCGAGCCAUUAAUCAAAGCAUCCGUUGAAAUCUACGACACAGUUUGCAAGCAGUUAUUGCCAACACCUUCAAGAGUUCAUUACACAUUCAACUUGAGAGAUAUCGCUCAAGUAAUAAGAGGUGUAACUUCUCUUCAUUCCAGCCAGGCAAACGACAAGAACAAUGUUUUGAGGAUCUGGUACCAUGAGUCAAUCAGAGUCUAUCACGACAGACUUGUAAAUGAUGAAAACAGAGAUUGGUUCAUGAGAUUAUUGAAGAGAGUUUUACACGAAACAUUCGGUGUCAGACACUUCCAUUUGAGCUCAAUCGAACCAGUCAUUUACGCAGACUUUGGUGUUGAUGAUUCCAAGAAAUACCAACAAGUCACCGAUCUCGAGAAGUUCACAAGAGUUUGCCAGAACAAUCUCGACGAUUACAACGCAGCAAAUUCACAUCCUCUUGAUUUGUGUCUCUUCUCAGAAGCCAUACAACAUCUCUGCAGAAUCUGCCGCAUCAUAAGAGAACCAGGACGAAAUGGUUUGUUACUUGGUGUCGGUGGUUCAGGUCGUCAAUCAUUAACAAGAUUGGCUGCUUAUAUCUGCGGCGUACAGUUGUUCCAACCAGAGGUUUCUCGAUCAUAUUCGAGAGUUGAAUGGCGCCAGGACUUAAAGAGAUUGUUACUUGACUGCGGCUUGCAAAAGAAAGAAACCGUUUUCUUAGUUUCAGAAUCACAGUUGAUUGAUGAAUCAUUCUUCGAAGAUAUCAACUGUCUUUUGAACAGCGGUGAUCCUCCAGCAUUGUUCGAUGAUGAUGACAUGGAAAAGAUCAUUACAGGAACAACACCUUUGGCUAAAACUCUUGGUAUUGUUGCAACAAGAGCUUCCGUUUAUUCCCUCUUCAUUUCUCAAGUCAAAUCACACAUGCACGUCAUGAUUGCUUUGUCACCAAUUGGUUCAUCAUUCAGAAGACGUGUAAGAAUGUUCCCAUCAUUAAUUUCUUGUUGCACAAUCGAUUGGUUCGCUGAAUGGCCAAUUGAAGCUCUUGAAAACGUUUCAACAAGAGUCAUUGGACCAGAAUAUUCAAAGUUCUGCGCUUCUGCACAUUCCAUUGUAUCCAAUUAUUGCCAGAAGUUCUUCGAAGAGAUGAAACGUACUAACUACGUUACUCCUUCAACAUUCCUUUCCUUCCUGAACUUGAUUACAUCUCUUGGAGACAGAUUGAAGACAAAACUCGAAACAACAACAAACAACAUCCAGAAAGGUCUUCAAAAGAUGGAAGAAGCAUCAAAGGAAAUUGUCGUUCUCGAGAAGAACAUCAGAGAAUUGCAGCCAGAACUCGCAAGAAGAAAGGAUGAAACAGUUAUUAUGAUCAGAGAACUUUCCGCGAACCAAGAACAAGCGAAAGCAACGAAAGACAAAGUCGCUGCAGCCACAAAAGAAGCAGAAGAACAAUCAGUAAUUGCAGACCAAUUAAGUCAACAAGCUGCUGAAGAUCUCAAACAAGUCGAGCCAAAGAUUGAAGCAGCUGUUCAAGCUCUUUCCAAACUUUCUAGAUCCGAAAUUUCCGAACUCAAAGCUGUCGCAGUCGAAACAGAACCAAUGAGAUUAGUUUGCACAGCUCUUUGCAUCAUUUUCGAUGAGCCACCAAAGAAAGGAAAGAGACCAAAUGGUCAGCCUUACGAUGAUUACUUCUCCGCCGCCAAAUCAAUUCUCGCAGAUCCAAACUUCGUCAAGCGUCUGAAGGAUUGGAUUGGCCUCAACAAAGACAAGAUUUCUCCUGUAAAAAUGCAGAAAUUGAGAGUUGUUUUGGACAACCCUGAUUUCGCUCCAGAAGUCAUGUCAUCCAAAUCUCAGGCCAUGGGAACAAUCUGCUUGUGGGUUCACGCUAUCGAACUCUAUUACAACGUGAAUGUCGAAGUAGAACCAAAGAGAAGAAAGAAAGCAGAAGCAGAAAAGAACCAACAAGAAGCUUUGAAGAUUGUCGAAGAAAACAAAGCUAAACUUGCAGAUAUCGAAGCCAAAGUUGCCGAAUUGGAAGAGAAGCACAAGAAAUCUGAACAAGAACUCAAAGAACUCACAGACAAGAAAGAGAAAUGUACAAUUCGUCUUCAAAACGCUUCUAUUCUCACUUCAUCUCUUGAACACGAACGUGAAUCAUGGCAGAAAAUGUUGGUUGACUUCGAUGCCCAAAAGAGGAGAAUCACAGGAGAUUUGCUUCUUGCUGCUGCAUCUGUUGCUUACUUAGGUCCAUUCACAUCCGAUUUCAGAAAGCUUAUUUUGCUCGAAUGGUCCCAGAAACUUGAAGAAUUCGGAUUCCCAAGAACACCGGGAGGAAACAUCACAAAGAUUCUCGGUGAUCCAUUAACAGUUUUGCAGUGGAACUUGAAGGCUUUGCCAAGAGAUGAUCUCUCCAUUGAAAACGCCAUUGUGUUAACUGAAUGCAGGAAAUGGCCUUUGAUUAUUGAUCCACAAAACCAAGCUUCCAAUUUCAUCAAGAACAUCGAACCAGAGAUUUUAGUUCUCAGGCCGAAAGAAAAGACAUUUGUUCGUUCUCUUGAAAACGCCAUCAAUUUCGGACGUCCAGUUUUAGUUGAAGGAAUUGAUGAGGAAUUAGAUCCUUCAUUAGAUCCAAUUCUCAUGAUUUCAUCAAGAGAUAAACCAGUACAAAUCAAAUUAGAGCAUCAAGUUACUCUAAAUCCAACCUUCAAAUUGUACAUGGUUACAACAAAUCCAAACCCAACUUUCUCACCAGAAAACCUUGCAAAAGUUACAUUGAUCAACUUCACAAUUACACAAACAGCUUUAAGUGAUCAAUUACUUGCAUUGGUUGUUGCUAAAGAGAAACCAAAUCUCGAGAAAGAGAAAGAAACAUUGGUCGUAAACAACGCUCAAAUGAAGUCCCAAAUGCUUGAAAUACAAGCAAAGAUUUUGCAGUUGUUGCAAGAAUCUAAAGGCGAUAUUCUCGAUGAUGUUGAACUUAUCAACACAUUGGCAGAGUCAAACAAGACACAGAAGACAUUAACAGUGUCCAUGGCUCAAUCAGAAGAAACAGAAAAGCAAAUCGAUAGCAGCAGAAGAGAAUACGAACCUGUUGCAAGACGUGGAGCUCUUUUGUACUUCUGCGUAAUCGAUUUAAGACAUGUUGCUCCUAUGUAUCAAUAUUCAUUGUCAUGGUACGCAGGAUUAGUUUCUAAAUUGAUUUCUGCAGCACCACAUUCUGCUGUUCUUGAAGAGAGAAUUGCAAAUCUCAUUCAAUACAUAACUCUCAAAGUUUUCAAGAACAUUUCCAACUCUUUGUUCGCAAAGCAUCAGUUGAUGUUCGCCUUUUUGAUUGCAGCAAGAAUCAAACUCGAUAAAGGAGACAUCACAGAGAAUGAAUGGAAGUUCUUGUUAACAGGAACAACAGAAACAACUCAAGAACCACCUCCAAACAAAGUUCCUGAGUCAAUAACUGAUGCAACAUGGGCAGAAUUGUUCAAUUUGUCACAGAUCGAAGUAUUCGAUGGAUUCGAUAAUUACGUGGCUGAACAUGUCCAAGAUGUUCUCAAGAUCGAAAACUUCUUCGAAGAUCCAAUCGGAGGAAGCUACGACGAGAGAAUGAACUUGUUCAGAAGACUCUGCAUCGCAAGAUGUUUGAGACCAGAUACAUUAGUUGACGGAUUUACAAAGAUGAUCAGAGAAGAUUUAGGUGAUGAAUAUCUCGUUGUUGAACCAUCAAACAUCAGCCAAGCUUACGCAGAUGCAGGCCCAACAACACCAAUUAUCUUCAUCUUGAGCAGUGGUACAGAUCCAGCACAAGAUGUCCAGAACUUCGCAGCACAAAUGGGAUUCCUCGAGAAAUUGAGAGCUCUUUCUCUCGGCCAAGGACAAGGAACGAAAGCUGCAGAGCUUAUAGAGAACGGAAGAACAGAAGGUUUCUGGGUUUUGCUGCAGAACUGUCACUUGGCUACAUCAUGGAUGCCUAAACUCGAAGAAAUCCUUCAGAACUUGAAAGAUGUUCACAAUGAUUUCAGAUUGUGGCUCACUUCAAUGCCUUCUGCCGCUUUCCCAGUUUCCAUUUUGCAGAACGGUAUCAAAGUCACAACAGAGCCACCACAAGGAUUGAAGGCUACAUUGACACAGUUGUUCCAGUCUUAUGGACAGAAGACACUCAAAGAAUGUCCAAGAGAAAACGAGUUCAAGUCGUUGUUCUAUUCUUUGUGCUUCUUCCACGCCGUUGUUCUUGGAAGGAGGAAAUACGGACCACUCGGUUGGAACUGCAUUUACGAAUGGACGAAAGGCGAUUUAGACAUUUCCAGGAAACAGUUGAACCUCUUCUUGUCAGCAACAGGACCAAUUCCUUACAAGACACUUGGUUUCCUCGCAGGAGAAAUCAACUACGGUGGUCGUGUAACUGAUGAUUGGGAUCGCAGAACAUUGUUGACUUUGUGCCAAGAUUUCUAUCGCGAAGAAGUCCUCAAAGAAGGCUUCAACAUUGCUGGAAAUUACAUGACACCUCCUCCAUCGAAUCUCCCAGAAUACCUCGAAGUAAUCAAUCAAUAUUCAGUCACAGAUACUCCAGAACUCUUCGGCCUCCAUCAAAACGCUGAUUUGAACUUGAAGCAGCAAACUUCCUUCACUAUCUUGUCUGAUAUUUUGUCGACAAGGCCACGUGGAGGCGGAAACUCUUCAGGAGGAAACAACAGCCUCGUUCAAACAGUCAAUGCUUUGCUUAGAAAAGUUCCUCAGCAGUUGGAUAUGAAGACAAUCCAAGAGAAAUUCCCGAAUGUCUACGAAGAAUCAAUGAACACAGUUCUCCAACAAGAAGCUGUUAGAUACAACGAAUUGCUCCAGUUGAUUGAGACAUCACUCAAGGCUUUAAUCAAAGCAAUGAAGGGUCUCAUUGUUUUCACAAACGAAUUGGAAGAAAUGUCAACAGCAAUCGACCAAAACGUUGUUCCUCCAAAUUGGGCAGCAAUCGCUUAUCCAUCAAUGAAACCACUCAACUCUUGGAUGGCGGAUCUCAACGAUCGUCUCAAAUUCUUACGCGAUUGGAUCGAUUUCGGACAGCCAAGAGUCUUCUGGAUCUCCGGAUUCUUCUUCCCACAGGCUUUCUUAACAGGAACAAAACAAAACUUCGCAAGAAAAUACAAAGUUCCAAUCGAUGAAAUUUCCUUCGAUUUCCAGGUACAAGACAAAGGACCUCAGAGAAUCAUCAGACCUCCACAAGAUGGUGUCUACAUCUAUGGUUUGUACUUAGAAGCUUGCGGAUACGAUACAAUUGGAAAGAAGUUAGUUGACGCAUUGCCAAGACAGUUGACACAAGAAAUGCCAGUUAUUUGGCUCAAACCAGUUCAAAACAGAGUUACUCCAACAACAGGUAUCUACAGAUGCCCUGUCUACAAGAUUGGAACAAGACAAGGUGUUCUUACAACAACAGGUCACUCUUCUAACUAUGUACUUACAAUUGAGCUUCCUACAGAUGUCGAUGAAGCAUUUUGGAUCAAGAGAGGUGUUGCAUUGCUUUGUUCAUUAUCAAGAUAA